Boleophthalmus pectinirostris (great blue-spotted mudskipper) is the source of this 1585-nucleotide messenger RNA. It is a transcript of the gene trnau1apb, whose product is annotated as tRNA selenocysteine 1 associated protein 1b. The coding region runs from base 129 to 1133 and encodes 334 amino acids. The record is from RefSeq and is a predicted model, not a curated record. The transcript has 9 exons. Gene Ontology annotation, molecular function: RNA binding. NCBI's taxonomy places the organism in Eukaryota, Metazoa, Chordata, Actinopteri, Gobiiformes, Gobiidae.
GGCAUAGCAUAAGCAGAAGAAGCUGCGAAACGGAAGUGGAUUUUGUUACCGUCCAGACCACCUUUAGAAACCCAAAUUUGGAUUGUCUCAUUGUGAGAUUUAUAAGAUAUACGGCACAACUUAACAACAUGAUGUUCAACAGACAAACGAGUCUAUGGAUGGGAGAUCUGGACCCAUACAUGGACGAAGACUUCAUCAAGCAGGCGUUCAGUGCUAUGGGCGAGUCACCUCUGGGAGUUAAGAUCAUCACUCACAGAAUAACAGGUGGAUCUGCAGGAUACUGCUUUGUGGAGCUUGCGGACGAAGAGAGUGUUGAGCGUUGUGUUCAGCGUCUCAAUGGAAAACUUGUUCCUGGAUCCAACCCGCCCCGCAAGUUCAAACUAAACUAUGCCACCUAUGGGAAAAGACCAGAGCCAGGGCCGGAGUUCUCAGUGUUUGUUGGUGACCUGGCCUCUGAGGUGGACGACUACCAGCUGCACCAAGCUUUUAAGAAGUUCCCCUCCUGCAAAGGAGCCAAAGUAGUCACUGACCAGUACGGCUACUCCAGAGGCUAUGGGUUUGUCAAGUUUGGAGACGAGAAUGAACAGAAGAAAGCCAUUGAGGAAUGUCAAGGUACAAUGCUAGCCGGCAAGCCACUCAGACUGAGCAUCGCUGUCGCAAAGAGUCAAAAGGUGGGCACUUAUCAAGCUCAGAAUACGUAUACCAACUACAGUCAGACCCAAACCCCUUACUAUGGCAGCACAGGUGGGACCGGAGGGUACUACCCACAGUGGGGCAGUUAUGAUCAGUACAGUGGCUAUGGCAGUGGCUACAACAGUGGCUACAAUACUGGCUAUGGCACUGGGUACAGUUACAACUACAGUCCAUACGGAUAUCCCCCUCCUGGGCACAUGAUGCCACCACCUCCCAUGGGCGGCUCAUCCGCACCCACAGACGCAACAGCUGCCACAGAUCAAAGUCAAGAGGCAACCAAUCCAGCAGUGGUUGAGAGCACAGAAGAUCCUCUUGCUGUCUGUAGUGUGGACCAGUGCAACAAAGACUUUAUGCAGCGCAGUGAAGAACUCUAUGAGGCUUUAAUGAACUGUCAUUGGGAACCACUGGACUCUAUGGACUCAUCCUUUCCUUCCUCCUGAUUGCAGCCAUAUACAUUAUUUUAUUACGAUUUUUACUUCCUUCCUCUUUGAAGUUACAUGGAAAAUGUCAGAAAACCUCUUCAGUCAUCAGUACCAAUCGUGAUGCAUAUUGUCUCUGUUUACCAAGUGAAUCAAAUUUCAAAGUAUGUGGUCAAUGGAAUCUUACACAGCCUUUUACCCAGUUCAUGUGUAAUUAUAUCAUUUUUAUAGUUUUAAUAGAUGGAUGGGUAGAAAACUGAACUUCCCUGCUAAGUAAUGGUUACUUAGUAGUUAAGAAUUAUCAUGAGAUAUGAAAAAAUCUCAUUCCAGUUAAUUAUAAUCAGGACAUUAAGAAAUGUAUUGCCUCACUUAUGAAACUGUUGAACAAGCAAAAUGUUUUAUUGUAAAAUUAUGUAAAUAUUUUCUGAAAUAUUGUCUGAAAAUGUUUUACCAAUAAAAAAAAAAAAAUCUAA